UGUUUGCAAUCUGUGUAUUUAUUGAAUAUUCAUUAUAAUCAUUUCUAUAGUGUAUAUAAAAUAUUUGAAAUAAAACCUAAAUUAUUAAUUUUUAUUUCAGGUGGCUCCUUGGGAAACUCUCGUCUUACGCUGAGUUCCCGUGAUACCCCCUUGUCGCAAAAAUCUGCAUCAUUGGAUUUCGUAGAUGAAAGCAUACAAGUGGACUUGUCUGCAGACACCAUUACAUACGAUUCGGAUGAUGAAAUGGUGAAAAGGAGAGUGAAUAUCCUUCGCAAUAAAAAGGGACAUCCUAUCUAUUCGAGAGAGGAUAUAAGGGAACAGUAUUGCAUUAAUAAGAAAGAAGAGGAAGUGCUCGAAAAUGCCAGAACGAAUCGUUUCUUUGGUUGUCUGGCAAAUCAACAAGAAAGUCCAUGUACUAAAAAUUCUAUCUUAUUCUCUUGUAUGAAAAAGAAAGCGAAUAGCGACGAGAACCUCUACAUGCCCGAAACACCAACAGCAUGGACUAGUUCUUCGAAAACAGAGGAAGAUGAAGAUGAAUUCGCUGGUUCGGGAUUUCGACGAAGGCCAAGGACGUUUUGCGUCACAGAUCCAAAAAUUUGGGCAGAUAGCGAUGAUCAGAGUCGAACUAAAACUAAACUUGCAAGCUCGGCCAGUUUAGGUAGUCAACAUAGUACAGAUAGUGAAGGUUUCAGUCGUUGCAUUCAAAGACCGUCCCAAUUAAGUAUAGGAAGGCAAGAAAUAGCACCAAGUCAAAGUGUAGAUGCACUCAAUGACACUUACAGUAGGAGAGAAUUGUAUAGAAGAUCAUCCAAAACUCCAGAUUUCAGUUUAGAUGACCGAAGACCAAAACAUGUGAGUUUCGAUUCCAGUUCUAUGAUUAGAAGCAAUACGGUUGCAGGUGGAUUAGAAGAAGUGGAUGUGGGUCCCGCAGCCACAUCGACGCCUCUCAACAGCCAGAAAAGGAACUUUUCCCCCACGCAUCGUCAUCAUUCGCAGGAACGUCUUUUGGAUUUAUCGGGAAGUAAAUCGUUUGAAAUGAUAUUGUCACGACCUUUAGUGAUUAAACCUCGACGUGCAAUGCUUAAAACUCAAGCUACGCAAACAGAAUUAACAUUUAAGGCACGAUUUUUGUUGCCCGCUUACUUGACUUUAUCACCUCGUGCCACCGCUCAAUACAGGCAAAAACUUCAGUCACAGCGUAACAGAAGUGUUUCUAGACUUACGAAAAGUAGGUCUGCGCAUGGAGUUUUAGGUAGUGAUAGCGAUGAAGAAAUUAUGGAGGUGGAUAUGGUCAGUAAACAUCCCAAAUUAGUCAGAUCUGCAACUAGACAUAGUUUAACAAAACAUAGAAGUUUUGAUGCGCAGCAAGAGAUUAUGGUGUCUUUUAAACCGGUUUCACCACCGAAAUCUAGAGAGGUGUUAAUUGGAGAAAGACCUAAAAUUUCGACAAAAUUUGAUAUAGCCAAAGAUGACAUUGUUAAAAUCGCUUCACCUGUUCCAAUAAUGACUAGUUCAGAUUCAGCUCCAAGUAUUCCUGUUGAUACUCAUCCUAUCAGUAUGGCUGUUUCGGAAAGUGAAGAUAUGACAGAAAAAACGUAUUCUGGAACAGAAGAAGACAAAGGAAAAGAUGAUGAAAAAUUACGUAGAGAUUCUUCAAGUUCUAUGGUAUCAUCUGAAACUAUGUUUAUACCUCAAAGAAAAGCUAGAUAUUAUAUGACAGCCCUUUUGGACAGUGGUGGUCAAGAUAGUUCUUUUUUAAAAUCAAGUGAAUUAAGCAGAACAAAGUUAAAAUCCAAAGUUACACCCGUGAAAGCUUUAGAAGUAGAAACCGAAUCUCCUACAGUCACAACAGAUGGUGGAAUUCAAACUUCUCAGGUUAGUACACCAUCCGCACAGGAAGUUCCAGUAAUAAGCAAACAAGAAUUUAUGACAUCUCCUGAUAGUGAGUCUUCCAGUAGUAUUUUCACAGAACGAGAAACAUCUCGCAGUGAAUUGUCAACAAGUAGUUCCAGUCACGUUUUGAAAAGUGAACCAUCUAAUAAAAGUGAUGCUGAAGUUGAAGAAGUUAGUGAGAGUUCAGAAUACGUUACUGCUACAGAUUUGUCGUAUCAAACACGCCGAGAAAAAACCCAGACUGUUAUCAGUAAAAAUAGUACCGAAGAAGGUCAUACUUCUUUUGAAAGCGCUUCUUCGGCUAGUAUAUUUAGUUCACCAUCUUCUCGUAGUAGUCAGAUUAAAUCUCCAGUUCCUCUUCCUCGAGAUGACGAGUCGUCAGAUGAAUCAACAAAAAAAGAGGCUGUAAGUUCCGACUCGGAAUCAGGACAAAUGUCUCCUAUACAGGAAGGGCCCGACGAAAGAGCUUUAGAUGUUACACCCGUACCUGAACCUUCUUCGGAGCAGUCGAGUCAUCAAGAUGCACAGACAGUUAUCGAAAAUAAGAGUGAUGCGACAUCAGAGGAAUUACUAGAAUCGAUAUCAUCCUCUCCUCUAAAUAGAGAAGAGUCCGAAUCUAGUGAUAGCUCUAGUGUUUUUUCUGGUGUGCAAACUGAUCUUCCUCCGAUAAGGACGUUCAGACCCGAAGAUAUUUCUGAAGUUUCGGAAGAGAGUAAUCAGGAAUGGAAACGAAGGAGACAAUUUCAUUUAAUGGCCAGAGAAGAAAUUAAGCCUAACGGUGUUAGAUCAUCAUCGUCAGAUUAUUUGCCUUCAGAAACGACAACUCCCAGUUAUGAUAGUACUACUUCGGGUAGUUUUAUAUUAGAAAGCAUUGGUGGAGAAAGUCUUAGUGAAGACAUCAUUCCUGAACAGCUUUCUCUGGCAAUUGCAGCACCGAUAUCUCAAGAGCAAGAAGAAAUUAAAAGUGAUGAGUUAGAAACUGAAAAAUUGAUUUUGGAAGUGGUAAAAACUAUUUCUGAACAAGAAGAGAAGAAAGAUAAAUUAGAACAGAAAGAAAUAUCAGAACCUGCUGUUUGUAAAGAACAUACUAUUCCUUCGGUAUUUGUCUGUGAUGUCACUUCUAGUAGUAGUUCUAUUGUUAGUCCAGAAACACAGCCAACUGACGUUUCUGUCGAAAUAAGUUCCAAAGAAGAAUUAAGUGCCACAGCAGCAAAGGAAGAAACACAGUUUAAGUCUGGAGUUAGUGAAGGAGCUAUUCCAAAACAAAGAGAUGCUGAUCAAGAAACGAAGCGAAGAAGAGAAAGAAUACGUAUCAAAGUAGACACAGUCGAGUCACAACCAUUUCUUGGAUCCUACCUCAGCCCUGAUGAUAGGGAUUUGCCAUCAAGACGCCCAAGAUCUUUAAGUCGAAGCCCAGAUAAAGAGGAAGAAGACCAAGAGCAAAAACUCUUAUGUAGUCAGUGCGGAGAAAAAUUAAGAGAUACAGCGCAUUCACCUUUCGGUUGGGAUCGUUCUUAUCAAAGACAGUUUUGGGAACCUACUGCAGACAUUCUGAGACAUUGCCGUGAUAGACCUAGCAGCAGUUUUGGCGAUUCUUAUGGAUUCCCAAGAUAUUCUCCAUAUUCUCCGAGAUGGGGAGACUUACCUGUUGUACCUGGUGCGGAAGAUCCAAUGUUUCGAGAUGAAGAAGAAGAUGCGGGCGUUCACUUAGAUAGCUAUCGGAUAUCUCUUUGGAUUUACGUUAGCGAGAGCGACGAACUAGCUGUUUGGAAAUUGCCAUUAGUAUCAGACUGUGAGUAUCUGAUAACGUACUCAAAUUUAUUUUAUGUAGAUUUAGGAUUAAGGCUUACGGGAUUUACUUCAUGUGCCCAACAUUUGUCUCCAGAGGGCCAGCAGUCAGACACCCUUGAAUCCCGACCCAGUUUGCAACGUUCCGAUUCAUCAGAAUCAACGUCUUCAGAGCAAGAUUUCCUUAAGCAAUACCAGGCUGUGACUCACAGAAUGAUCCAUAGGAAGUCAAGUGUGGAAAUGUACAAAAGACUUUUGAAUAAGACAUUUGAAUCACUAUCUAUGGAAUGGUCAGAAGCAGCAGAACAAUCAUUCAUAUCAGCUAAGAAAGCACUGUCCAAAGCCACACUCUUUCAUCAUCCAGUACCUGGAGCUAAACUAUGCAUUUGGGUAGAUGCAGCAGUUGGCAGAGCACUGAUGCAACACAACACAACAGGAACCCAUUGCUUUUAUCUCAGCAAAACUGAAACCAAAUCAAUGCAACUGUUAGGAAGAUUACAAAAUUUCAUAUUGAGGUUGCCUUUUGUUUUAUUUAUUUUAGGAACUCCAGCAGAAACUUGUGGUUUAGAAGUUGGUGAUAUUAUCAUUAACAUUAAUGGAAUCAAUGUAUUAGAAGCACCCCAUUCGGAAGUAGUAAAAAUUGCACAUACAGGAACUGAUGUGCUUCAUGUAGAAGUAGCUAGAACAUGUCAUGUUCUGGCACCUAUUAUUAAUCAAACUGUCCAGAAUCCAUUAUUAUCUGGAUAUUUGCAAAGAUUAAGUAUUGGUAAUCUUAGUGCACAAAGAUGGUGUAGAAGAUGGUUUAUGCUGAAACCAGAUAAUAGUCUUUAUUGGUAUAGAUCACCAGAGGACCAUGAGCCAUUAGGAGCCUUAGCUCUGCAGAGUCAUGUAGUCAGCAGAGUGCCCGAUGCAGGAUCUCCUCAUGCAUUCAGGGUGACUAAAUAUGGAGGUUCUACAUAUUAUUUUUCUGCUGAUGAUGAAGACACUGCGGCCAGAUGGAUCAGUGCCUUGACUCAGGUAGCCACAUCAGCUAGUAAGGUGGAUCCAUAUCUGGACUUGAUUCUCAGAAAUGUGCAACUUCCACCUAUAUCUAUAUCUAAUCCUGAUUGCCAUGGCUAUCUUGGCAAAUUAAGCCAGAGAUGGAAAACUUGGAAAAGAAGAUAUUUUAUCCUUAAAGAUGCAUCUUUGUAUUUCUAUACAGACCGAAAUGCCACCACUGCCUUAGGUAUGUUCCUGUUACAUGGCUACAAAGUACAAAGUUGUACUGUUUCAGGGAAAAAGAACACAUAUGAAGCAAUCCCACCAGAACCACGACUAAAACAUUUGUACUUCUUGGCUGAUACAGAGAAUGAUAAAAAGAGAUGGUUAGCUGCAUUUGAAUAUUCAAUUGACAGAUGGAUAAAAGUAGGCUAAUAAAGAGAAUUGAAAGAAAUUCCUGAUAUUUCUCUCAAAGAAUAUUGUCAAAUAGCAAUCUGUAGUAUGACCAAUCUAUUGACAAUAUUGGAAAAGUGGAUCGAUUUGUUCAGUAAAGUGCCAAAAAUGAAUGGUUUCCCUACUAUGUAGGGCAGUAAGCAUUCUUAGCAACAGAAUGAUGUGCAGAAAGUUUUAUAAAACAUAAGGUGCUGAUGACAACUAUUAAUUAUGCUGGAAUGAAUGUGUUUCAUAUUAUUUGACAGUGCCACAUUCCCAUUAGAACAAUGAGUGAAUGAAUGAAUGCAAAAGAACUUUAUAAAAAAAAAUUCAGAUUUUUCAUCCAGUCAGUACUGCCAUAGUUUUUAAUCUUCUUCAUACCUUUUCAGAAUUUUUUGCCAAUUUUAUCAUGUAAGUGUAGAUCCAUCAUUUCUUAAAAAUACUGAAUGUGAAAUGAAGUAGAUGAAAAUUCUUUCUUUGCAAUUCAAUAUUAAAAACGUCUUUGUUAUGAACUUUACUGUUAGAGAAAGAAAAAAAUAUAAAUUCAAAAAUAAUUUUAAAACUUUCAUUUGAAUAGUAAUUUCUGCUUGCAUUUUAAUGUGUUACAAUUUGUAACAUAAAUAGUGCCAAUAUAAAUUAAUAUGUUCGUUUUUUUUCUAAUUUUCUCUUAAAAUCACUUUCCUGACAUAUCUAUACUUGUAACUAUCAUAAUAUUCAAUUAUAUUAUUUUCAUUUAUUUAUUUUUGCUCUAUUAUCAUAAAUUCAUAGAAAGACAUUCCAUCAUUUAUACAAAUUCACAUAUCUUCAAACUAAUGUAAAGUAACUAUAUUCCAUUGUGCCCACAUGAUGUCUUCCACAAAGCAAAGUCCUUGUUAUAAAUGACCAAUAUUUAUUUUACUUGAAAAAAUAAAAAAAUGUAAUGGUCAAACUUUGUAAAUUACAAAAAUUGUUUAAUAAUAAUGCUACAUUAACAAUAGGAAUA
Molecule: messenger RNA, 6073 nt
Organism: Centruroides sculpturatus (bark scorpion)
Lineage: Eukaryota; Metazoa; Arthropoda; Arachnida; Scorpiones; Buthidae
Product: serine-rich adhesin for platelets-like
Exons: 12
Molecular function (GO): protein binding
Source: RefSeq, a predicted model, not a curated record